Molecule: messenger RNA, 759 nt
Organism: Phoenix dactylifera (date palm)
Lineage: Eukaryota; Viridiplantae; Streptophyta; Magnoliopsida; Arecales; Arecaceae
Source: RefSeq, a predicted model, not a curated record
AUGGAAGGAGAAGUUCGUAAAGUGGAUGCAUCAGCAUUCAAGGAGUGUGUCUCUCUUGUAUGGAGACACCCAUAUGUUCUUCGAUUGGCCUUUUCUGCAGGAAUUGGAGGCUUACUCUUUGGUUAUGACACUGGAGUAAUUUCUGGAGCUUUACUUUACAUUCGCGACGAUUUCUCUUCAGUCGACAAGAAGACAUGGUUACAGUAUGAAUUAACUUCAGAUUCUCAACUUGUGGUCUCCCCUGAAAAAGUCGUAUAUUUAUCUGCUCUAGCGAGGACUGGUUCCUUAAUUUGCAUGAAAACGCAGGAGGCUAUCGUGAGCACAGCAAUUGCAGGGGCGAUUGUAGGAGCGGCAGCAGGAGGAUGGGCAAACGAUCGCUUUGGAAGGAAGACUUCAAUCCUGGUUGCCGACUUCCUCUUCUUUACAGGUGCUGUCAUCAUGGCCGCCGCUCCAAACCCGGCGCUCCUCAUUGUAGGCCGCGUCUUUGUCGGCCUCGGUGUGGGGAUGGCAUCGAUGACAUCGCCACUCUAUAUAUCGGAAGCCUCUCCAGCAAAUGUUCGGGGUGCGCUCGUCGCCACCAAUGGCUUCCUCAUAACCGGAGGGCAAUUCGCAUCCUAUCUCGUCAACCUGGCCUUCACUAAGGUGACGCGGAUGGAUGCAACAUUAUCUCAAAAGUCUAGAAAUUCUGAUCGGAGAGAGAGAGCUUAUCGGAUGGUUCUCUUUGUUUUCAGGCACCUGGAACAUGGAGGUGGAUGCUAG